UAACUGAUUUCUUAUCACAAUCAUGGGUCAGUCCUCCUCUGAUGCAUCUGAGAAUGAAGAAAAUGGAGAUUUGAACAUUUGCAUCUUCAUUAAAUAUUUUAUGAAGAUUGAGACAGAAAACAAAAUCAUUUCUCAGGAGACCAUCGAUUUAAUAGAACGUCAUCUGAAAAUUGGAAACAUUCAAGGAGCAAACUCAGUAAUCAAUGAUGCUUUAAAAAAUAUUGAGAACACCCCAAUAAACAUUGCUGUGACUGGAGAGUCUGGAGGAGGGAAGUCCAGCUUCAUCAGCCUGAGGGGGGUGGGACCUGAAGACCAAGGUGCAGCUGAAGUGGGGGUAACCGAGACAACUAUGAUGAGAACUUCAUACAAGCACCCCAAAAUUGAAACGUUGAUUUUAUGGGACCUGCCUGGCAUUGGAACUAUGAAUUUUCCACCUAAAGAUUAUCUGGAGAAAGUGAAUUUCCAAGAGUAUGACUUCUUCAUUAUUGUUUCUUCCACACGUUUUACAAAAAAUGAACUAGACCUUGCCAAGGCAAUCAUAUCCAUGAAAAAGAAUUACUACUUUGUAAGAACCAAGGUCGACAUAGAUUUACAAAAUGAAAAGGAAUCCAAACCACGCACCUUUGACAGAGAAAAGACCCUGCAGCAGAUCAGAAGCUACUGUGUGAACACCUUCAGUCAGAAUAACAUGGAUGCUCCACAGAUUUUCUUGAUUUCAAACAGACAUUUAUCUGACUAUGAUUUUCCAGUCCUGGUGGACACCCUGGUAAAGGAUCUUCCUGCUCAAAGGCGCCACAAUUUCUUGCUUUCUUUGCCUAAUAUCACAGAGGCAGCCAUUGACAGAAAGCACAAGUCUAUGCAGCAGUAUAUCUGGUUGGAAGCCUGCAAGGCUGGACUCUUAGCUACUGUUCCUGUAGUGGGCAUCCUCAGGGAUGAUGUGGAGAAGCUGAAGGAGAAAUUGAACCACUAUCGAGUCCUCUUUGGAGUGGAUGAUGAAUCCCUGGAAGUCAUGGCUAAGGAUUCCCAAGUGCCUGUUGAACAAUUGAAAAAACUCAUUAAAUCCCCUUAUUUGUUGGAAACUGAGGGAGAAGCAACAUUAAGAGAAUUGUUUUUGAAGUAUUUGGAGAAAUUUUCAUCAGCUACUGGUGGGCCCUUGGCUACAGGUCUUUACUUUAGGAAAACCUAUUACCUUCAACAUCUUUUCCUUGACACAGUGACUGAAGAUGCCAAAGUUCUCCUUCGAGUGACACACUCAAAAAUCUAGUUCAUAAUCAGGUCAUCCACAGCUACUGACCAUGACAAGACCACAUGGUUAAUGCCAGGGAGUCACUGAAUAAAUUUUCUCUAUGAUAUCUUUUUUUUUUACACUAGCCAAUCCUCUACCACCAUGGGACAAUCUAAGGGUAAGAGCCAUGUGUGUGUUAAUAUGUCAGAUUCUGACAAUCCCCAGCUUCAAAACUCUACCUUCCCCCUUGUCUUUCAGCUCCACAUGCACACUUGAAUGCACAUGCACAAGCACACACACAUAUAAAAUAUGCAUGCAUGCAUACAAGCACACAUACACAGUGCGUAAACACUUGCCAUGCCUUGUAGAUAGAAGGAGCAGAGAUCAAUUUACACAACCUGUAUAAAUGUUGAGUGGGUGUGACAGCCACCUUGUACUCCAAGCUCAGAAGUCAGAAACAGAGGAACCAUGGAAUAAGCUGGCCAGCUAGAUCAUGGAAGCCUGCAAGCUCUGGGUUCAACUGUCAGACUCUGCCUUGGAAAAACAACAGAAAGUAAUUGAAGAUAAGGCCUAAUGUAGGCAGACCUGCCUAGACACAUGUGAACAUGCAUACCAUACAGAGAGACACAUUUUAAAUAUGAAAAAAAUGAAAUUCAGGAAGUAAAAAAUAAAAAGUCUUACAAACUACUGUUGUGAAAUAUUAAUUGUAAGAUGUGCCCAAUGUGGACAAAUAUAUCCACAUAAAAUUUAAGAUAGUUUAAUAAUAAAUUCCAAACACAAAAGAACAGAGUUUGGCACAGCUUCUUGAUAGUAAAUUUUCUUUCCCAUGGGCUCUGUUUGCUGGCAGCAAGAGGGAACACAGCAACUCCUUUAUGAGAGGUCAUCCUGACUCAGCAUUGGCAGUGAAGGCUGCUCAGCUUCUUUAGGAGAUGGCUUACUGGUUCAUACUAGUUGCACAAACAACUCUGGCUCUUUCAGGAGACAGAGCACUUAAAUAGAAUAUGUGAGAAGCAUGUUAACAAAUUGCUUAAUGGUGAUGUGGAUGCAGUGAACAUGCCUCUGUCAUGUUGGAAUGGAUGGAGUCAGCAGGCAGGGCCGCAGAGUUGGUCCUAGUCAUUUCUGAUUAGCAUUUCUUUUAAAAAAAAUUGCUU
This is a messenger RNA of Myodes glareolus (Bank vole), 2376 nucleotides long. The record is from RefSeq and is a predicted model, not a curated record. Lineage: Eukaryota; Metazoa; Chordata; Mammalia; Rodentia; Cricetidae.